GGGCGCAGUUGAGACUCUAGGUCGGGUGCACUUGGGCAGAGAGUACCCGACGUGAAGCAGCAUUCGGUUGUAUUUCUCGGUUUUUGUUUGUUUGUGUAUUUUCUGACCCGCAGGAAUUGACCAAGCAUGGAGACUUCAGAUUUUUACACACAUGCGGUGUUCUUCCAGUGUGACGGUAUGGGGGCUGAUAUGCUCCGCAAGAUCAAGAACUAUUUCCAGAUUAAACGUAAAUCAGGAGGUGGAGAGUGUGGUCGUGUGACCAAAGUGGACGACAAGUUUUACAGCAUCGCAUUUAAAGACAAGGACGCCCAAGAGAGAGUCCUGCAGAGGAGAGACCAUCAGUUGACGUUAGAAGGAGGCCCCCUGGUGCUCACUGUCCAGAGCAGCCCAGAAUCUGGAGCCUCAGCUCCUCUCGUUGCUUCUACUACAGGCCAGGUUCCUACUACUACACCCCUGGACUUGUCUUCAACCACGAGUCCACAGUCUGUCGAGUAUGAGCUACCCUGUGAGCGCUACCUCCUUCAGUACAUUCAGGAAUGUGAGAAACCUAGAAAAGAGUUGGAGGCAGAGCUUGCCUUGUUGGACUGCUCUCUUCAGCUUUACCCAGACCAGGAGAGGGUUCUAGUCAGGAGAGCUGCUCGGCCUGGUGCUACAGAUGAGAGAAAGAGCUGGAGACAUGAAGUGAAAAAGCUCUUUGCUAAUUACCAGUGCCACUUUGAGAUGGACAUGCACAAAGUCAAGGCUUUGCUGAAGUCCAGCAGCUCUCAGCAAACCUCUGAUGACGUGAAGGUGUAUGAAGAACUCGGUCUAGCUGUGGUUGUUGGGAAAUGUGCCAUGGUUCGUGCCAGGUUGGAAAGGGCGGUGGAGUUAGUAGAUAAAACUCAGAGGCCCGGUGUAUCUGACAGACAGGUCAGACUGGGUGAAGCCAAACUCCGCCUCCUCUGGCCAGAGAUAGAUCAAGGUUUGAGACAGAAACUUCCAGGUGUUAAAUUUACCCAGGUGGAUUCUUGUAAUGUAGUUUUAGAAGGUUCUUUGAAGGACAUUGUUGAGGCUCGUGAAUCGUUGACCAUCUUACAGGGUCUGGUGGUUGAAAAUAUCGUGUCUGACAUGAGCCCUCAACUUUUGACCUUUCUCAGGGAAGCUUACGGAGGUGCGCGGGGGCUUCGCUUUUUUUUAGAUGUUGAUGAUGGCGUUGAAAUCGACUUACGAGACACAGAGCUCCGGUUCCUCUCCCUGUCUGUGGAUAAACUGAACGCGGCGGUAACUAGAAUGAAAAAAAGAUUCAAAACAGUGGAGAAUUGUUUGCCUGGCUACCUCACUGUUCCACUUGAGCUGCAGUGCCGGCUUAAAUCCUUGAUGAGUGAAAUGAACCAAGGACAGUGCAAGGUUGAGGCUUUGUUUGGCCCAGGUGGCACCGUUUGUUUACUGGGCCAGACCGAAGAAGUUAAAAAGCUGUCGGAUAUUGUCAACCAAUUUGUUUUGGGUCAAACCAGAAUGGAGGAAAAAAUCAGUCUUCCUUUUCCAGGGUUAGAGCAGGACCUAGCAGAACUGCUUCACCUUCAAGGCUUUAACCAUGAAGCGGUUACUUUCCACCCUGAGCCACUGUCUGUUCCUCCCACAGUGGUUCUGGCAGGGCUCUUCAGCAGAGUGGCCGAGGUUAAAACCAGGUUAUGUUCAUUUUUAGAUUCUCUGGUACAGGGCCAUGUCUCCAUCAACCUGCCGGGGGCAGUAAGGUUUUUUCAAAGUCUACCUGGACGUGAGAGUAUUUCAAAAGUAUCCAAAUCUCAAAAGUGUCUAAUCAAGCUAUGUGAUCAGUCUAGAGCUACCCCUAGUGAUGAGGACACCAUGACAGUUGCUACGUACACGCUCCGUGAUGGGCCCCAGGUGGUGGUUUGUCAGGGUGACAUCACCAAACAGAAAGCUGAUGCCCUGGUUAAUGCUGCCAAUGAAGAUCUAGAGCACUAUGGAGGUGUUGCUGCUGAGCUGAGUAGAGCAGGUGGCCCCACAAUACAAAAGGAGAGUCGUGUUAUAGUCAAGUGUGUUGGUAAAAUCCCUACAGGUGAUGUGGUGGUGACCACAGGCGGGCACUUAUGCUGUAAGACACUCCUGCAUGUUGUUGGUCCUCGAGCUGGAGCUGUAGGUGGUAGGGAAAAGUCCUUGAUUAUAAAAGCAGUCGGUUCGGCUCUGCAUAUGGCUGAAGAAAUGAAGCUGGAGUCUAUAGCCAUCCCUUGUAUCAGCUCAGGAGUGUUUGGCGUUCCUGUAGUUGUGUGUUCUGGGGCUAUUGUGAGCGCUGUAAGUGAAUUUAGUAGUCAGAGAGGGCGUAGUCUAAAAAAAGUCAUCCUGAUUGACAAGAGUGUGGCUGUGGUGAGUGCCUUGGACAACGCCUGCCAGAGGCUUUUCCAAGGAAUCGGUACCAAAGUUGGUGAGUCUCAGUUAAAAGCUGCCCCCAUUCACCCACUUGGAGGAGCUGCUGGUGGACCUCCGGGAGUUGUCCAUGUUGAAAUGGUUCAGGGAACGGUGGAGACUCAGCAGGUAGAUGCACUGGUAUCUCCUAUGGUUGGACAUAAUCUUCUGUCCAGCCGCAUUGGGGUUGAUUUGAACAACAUGGUUGGGCCUCAGCUGAAAGCCAAGUUCAAUAAAGACGCAGGACGAGCAACAGCACCAGGUGAGAUAGUGGUGCUGGACGGGCUGCCCAACCUUACAUCUAAAGCAGUGUUCUUUGCUCAUCUUAUGCCCUGGGAUAACAACCAAGAUGGAGCAGCAGUGCAGGUUCUCAGACAAUGCAUGAGAAAAGUACUAGCAUCUUGUCGGAUCAAAGGCUUUACUUCACUUGCUGUCCCAAUCCUCGGGACCGGUGCUGUCCUUAAAUUCCCUCAUGGCCUUGCGUCCAGAGUUCUUUUAGAGGAGGUUCAUCAGUUUGAUGAGGACCAGGCCAGUGGAUCUUCGUUCCUGGUCCGUUUUGUCAUUCAUCCAUCAAACAGAGAACUGAAAAAGGCGUUUGAGGAGGCUCAGGAAAGUUUAAAUGUCAGAGGAUUUGCGGGAACUGACAAUUCUGACAAUUCAAGUUCUGAUGAGGACACAGAUACCUACACAACCUGGCUGGGCACAGUCAAACUUCAGAUGAUCCUGGGCAACAUCCUGAAUGCACAAACUGAUGUCAUUGUUAACUCGACUGAUUUCUCCGGCAACCACUCAGGUGUUUCCAAAGAGAUUCUGACCGCCGCUGGGCCGACCGUCCAAGCAGAGCUAACAAGAUUGGGCACUCCGGCACACUACUUUUGCACCACAGGACCCGGUUUGCUUGGCUGCAGAGAAAUCAUCCACGCUACAUUCAAAUGCAGCCCUGAGUUGAUUCAGAAGAAUUGCAAGAAGAUACUGCAGCAGUGUGAGGACAGAGGCUACCAGUCAGUAGCCUUUCCUGCAAUCAACACUGGUGCAGCAGGUAUGGACUUUAGGAAAGCCUGUCAAGCCAUGUUGGACGGCAUUACGUUAGCAGUUAAAGAGUUACAACCCAUGUCCCUCUCCCUCAUCCACAUUGUUAUCUUCAAACAAAACGUCUUCCAGGCCUUCAGAUCAGAGUUGGAGAGUCGUUUUGGACAAACCGUCCCUGGCAGCACUGAUAUGAGAGAAAAUCCUGAGAAAGAAAAACCUUUAAAGAACUUGAAAACCACAAAUGAUGCAGUCGCCACCUCCUCUCAGUUUGAGCCAGCAGUCAUGGUCGUCAUCGGUUGCGACGUAAAAAUCCUCACAGUUGUUGAAACAAAAUUGGAGGAUGUCCUGAGGAAUCACCUGAUAGAGCGGGAAGUGAAGGUGUGUGAUUUUGACCGACUCACACACCAGGAGCAGGAGACGGUGUUGUCCGAAGUCAGAGCCUCAGGAAUGAGUAUGGAAUUUAGGAGUGCUCCAGGAAAAGCCAAAGGCAAAAACGCAGAGGGCGCUGUGGAUCAUUACCUGCUGAGAGGCCUGAAGGAGGAUGUUUUAAGUGUCUUUGCGCUAAUAAGCGAUGCCGUUCGGAAUUAUCUUUUUGAAGACAACCAAAACAAUCAGGAAAAUUUGAUGGCAAUGAUAGCACGUUGGUACAUCCAGGAUAAAAAAAAAGAGGUUUGGCAACUUCUUGAUCAAAAGGAAAACUGCGAGCUGGAGACGGCGCACAGGGACAAAAAGACAUCAGCAAAAAUCACAGCACCAGAUGGAACAGUAGCACAAGUGAACCUGAAGACUUACACUGCCACAAGCCAACAAGGGACCAAAUACAAAGUGAAAAAGUCUGAGAUAUCUGAAGGCUUUGAGAUGCCAAUAGAAUGGGAGCCCAUGAAUGGAGAAUCCUUUAAGAAAGUCAAGCUGAAUUCUACUUUAAAGGAGUACAAGAAGGUCGCAGAGGAUUUCAAGGCAACAGCCAAUCAUAAUAUCAUAACGAUUGAACGUGUGCAAAAUGUCUACCAGUGGAAGGCCUUCGCUGUGUGUAAGGAGCGCAUUGGCAAGAAGAAUGGUUUACAGGAACUUGGGGAAAAGUUUCUCUACCAUGGCACCGCAGCAGAGUCAUGUGACUCCAUCGAAAAAGGUCGAUUUGACAGGAGCUUUGCUGGACAGCACGCUACCAUGUAUGGAAAAGGAGUUUACUUUGCUGUUAACGCACAGUAUUCAGCGAGGGGAUAUUCACAACCGGACGCCUCAGGAACUAAGAGGAUGUAUGUAGCCCGUGUCCUGACAGGCCGAUACACCAAAGGUGAGGCUCAGAUGAAGAACCCACCCCCUCGUGCCAACGAUCCCACCGACCGCUAUGACAGUUUAGUGGACAACUGUCAAAAGCCGAACAUGUUUGUGAUCUUCCACGACGACCAGGCCUACCCAGAAUACCUCAUCACUUUCAACUGAGAAAAGUUUCUCGUGGUAUCAGUUGUAAGUCUGUCUCCGGUUUUUGUUUUUCAUUUUAAUCACAACUUUUGAAAAAAAAUGAUCAGCGCUCAUAUUAAGAACACAAAGAUGUCGCUAAAGACCCUUAGCUCAAGCAUCGUUUUACAGUAAAGACUGGUCUAAUUUGUCGCUAGCCUGCUUUGCAAACCAUCAACAGUAUUUUCAAUUGGUGCCACUAGAUGGCGGCAUACACAACAUAACUGUUGUCAGACGGAUCUACCUCUGUCAGAGGCCCCCAGCUACCGAACUGUCCCGGGGUUAUGGGUUAUGUCAUCGUCUAUUCCAACCCAUAAAAUCAGUAUACUCCUGGAAGAAAGUGUGUAUUUUUCAUGAAUAAGUAGUAUAUUGAAUACAUUAUUACUGUGAUUAGAGUACUGUAUAUUUAAGCUUCUGGAUUGUUUACUAUUCUGAUGGGUGAAUUGCAUCAGAUUGAAAUACCUAAUCUUUCAUACAUGGUAUGCUAUUCUGAUCAUAAUAGUAAUUAAUAAUAAUUUGAACUUUAUUGAUCUCACUUUUUGGAAAUAGCUGUGUUAACAGCAGAUCUAUAACAGGAUGACCCUUGGGAGCGCAAAGUAUGUGGUUCUUUUGGGGGUCGUAGCCAGGACCUUCUGUGUGUAAGCCAUAUGUAUAAGCCAGCACUAUGCAACCACAAUGGGUUAAUUGCAACAACUGGAUAAAUAUACGUGUAGUUUAAUACACUGUAUACUACUCUGGUAGGUUAAUUGCACCUGUGGCAUUACAUACAUAUAGUAUGUAGUAGUAAUAUGCAUGUAGAAUAUGUCAAAUUUAUGUAGUGGAUUUAUUAAAAGUGUGUGUCAAUGUGCUGCUGAUCAUUAGCAUACCGAAUAUUACAUAUUAGACACACCUAUUUUUUAAAAACAUGCACUGUCAUAAGUAAACCGCAUUCCUGAAGUUUCUGUAUACCGUAUUUACUGCAUUAAUAGUUCAAAUGUAUUACUUAGU
Messenger RNA from Cynoglossus semilaevis (tongue sole), 5877 nucleotides. Its product is annotated as poly [ADP-ribose] polymerase 14-like. Gene Ontology annotation, molecular function: NAD+ poly-ADP-ribosyltransferase activity; transcription corepressor activity. NCBI's taxonomy places the organism in Eukaryota, Metazoa, Chordata, Actinopteri, Pleuronectiformes, Cynoglossidae. Gene Ontology annotation, cellular component: nucleus; cytoplasm. The coding region runs from base 127 to 4875 and encodes 1582 amino acids. The transcript has 14 exons. Gene Ontology annotation, biological process: negative regulation of gene expression; protein poly-ADP-ribosylation. The record is from RefSeq and is a predicted model, not a curated record.